Messenger RNA from Mobula hypostoma (lesser devil ray), 1648 nucleotides. Its product is annotated as spliceosome RNA helicase DDX39B-like. The transcript has 11 exons. Gene Ontology annotation, molecular function: RNA helicase activity; RNA binding; ATP binding. Bases 116 to 1399 code for a protein of 427 amino acids. Gene Ontology annotation, biological process: mRNA splicing, via spliceosome; mRNA export from nucleus. Lineage: Eukaryota; Metazoa; Chordata; Chondrichthyes; Myliobatiformes; Myliobatidae. The record is from RefSeq and is a predicted model, not a curated record.
UGCGUGUUGGCGGUGGGCCAGUGGGCUCGGCGGCCCUGUUCGGAGCCAGCUUGAGACGCGCGACUGGCGGAGCUCGCGGAGUUGCAGGGCGGGGGUUUUGCUAGGCUCGGUAAAGAUGGCAGAAAACGAUGUUGAGAAUGAGUUGUUGGAUUACGAAGAGGAUGAUGAGAACCAGACUUCGGCAGAACCAGCAACAGCUCCUGCUAAGAAGGAUGUGAAGGGUUCCUAUGUCUCCAUUCACAGCUCUGGAUUCAGAGAUUUCUUGUUGAAACCAGAGCUACUUCGAGCCAUUGUUGACUGUGGCUUUGAGCAUCCUUCAGAAGUUCAACACGAGUGCAUUCCUCAAGCCAUUCUUGGAAUGGACAUCCUCUGUCAGGCCAAAUCCGGAAUGGGAAAGACAGCAGUAUUUGUUCUUGCGACACUGCAACAAUUGGAGGCUGUUGAUGGACAGGUAUCGGUCCUUGUCAUGUGCCACACCAGAGAGCUGGCUUUUCAGAUUAGCAAAGAAUAUGAAAGGUUUUCAAAAUACAUGCCAAAUAUAAAGGCAGCUGUAUUUUUUGGAGGCUUGUCAAUCAAAAAGGAUGAAGACAUCUUGAAAAAGAAUUGCCCUCAUAUUGUUGUAGGAACACCAGGACGAAUCCUAGCCCUCACGCGUAAUAAGUCGCUCAGUUUGAAAUACGUCAAGCACUUUGUAUUAGAUGAGUGUGAUAAGAUGUUGGAGCAACUUGACAUGCGUAGAGAUGUCCAGGAUAUUUUCCGUCUAACUCCUCAUGAAAAGCAGGUUAUGAUGUUCAGCGCCACCCUAAGCAAGGAGAUCCGUCCCGUCUGCCGCAAGUUCAUGCAGGAUCCCAUGGAGGUGUUUGUUGACGAUGAAACUAAGCUGACACUUCACGGAUUGCAGCAAUAUUAUGUUAAACUAAAGGACAAUGAGAAGAACCGAAAGUUGUUUGAUUUACUUGAUGUCCUGGAAUUUAAUCAGGUGGUGAUCUUUGUAAAGUCAGUCCAGCGCUGUGUGGCAUUGGCACAGCUGCUUGUGGAACAGAACUUCCCAGCCAUCGCCAUUCAUAGAGGGAUGGCACAGGAGGAGAGGUUGUCACGAUAUCAGCAGUUCAAGGAUUUUCAGAGGCGUAUCUUGGUGGCAACAAACUUGUUUGGCCGUGGUAUGGACAUUGAACGAGUGAACAUUGUCUUCAAUUAUGACAUGCCUGAGGACUCUGACACAUACCUCCACAGGGUUGCACGUGCUGGUAGAUUUGGUACGAAGGGUUUGGCCAUUACCUUUGUGUCUGAUGAAACUGAUGCUAAAGUUCUGAAUGACGUACAGGAUCGAUUUGAAGUGAAUGUUGCUGAGCUGCCAGAUGAAAUCGACAUUUCUACUUACAUUGAACAAAGCCGAUAGUCCGUGCCAGCAAGGCCUGAAAACGUCCCAUGGAAGCUUAUUGCAGUUGAUCGGUGGUCGUCUGUCUACAAGAUGGGAAGAUGACUUUUAAGAUUUGUUUUGUCAAUAACCUUUUUUAAAAAGUUUCAUGAAUUGAAAUUUGUUUGGAAGAAUUGAAGCUUUUAUACAAUCUGUUUUAAUUUGUAUAUUGCUCUUUCUGCCUGUCUACCUAAACGUGGUUUGCUGGUUAAUAAAUUAGUUCAGUUUUUA